AUGCAUAAUCAUCAUUUAUUCAUCUAUCUUAUUCUUAUUUUAUUAAGUAUAUAUCUCACACCAUCUUCACAAUGUGAUGAACAUUCUAAUCAAGAUGAGAUUCCAUUUAAUACUAAAGUUCAACAAUCACCAUACAUUCUUAUUGGAACUUCAUUAAAUAAGAAUAUCGAUUAUAAUAUUCCAAAUUUAUUCAAUGUUACAUUUCUUGUUCAAUGUAUUUUAAAAGGUCGACCAACUCAACGUAUUAUUCAAAUUGUUCAAGCAGGUUCACUUCUUGGACGUCAUUCAUGUCAAAGACUUGAUGUCAAUCAAGAAUAUAUUGUUUUUCUUGAACCAUUUUUUGAUGGAACAUAUCGACCAAUUGAUCUAGAAGAAAUUCUAUAUGAUAAUCGAGUACCUGCGUUACUCGCAAAAACAUGUGGUCUUUCACGAACUUAUCCUUUUACGGAAGCAAAUGAUACUGAAGCUACAUUAACUAAUAAAUGUCCAUCAGCUGUUUCAAUUGAUUGUCCAUUAGAAAUACCAAAAACAAUAGUUGAAACAUCAACAAUAAGUACAAUCUUAUCAACGACCACUGCAACAACAACAACAAUGAGUUCUGUGAUAUUUGCAAGAAGUACAAUAGAUUUCGAUGCAUUAUCACUUCUUCUAGCGCAACAUCAACACCAGAAUCUCAGUCUUGCUUUUCUACAAGGUCAAAAUCAUAAAGCACUUUUUUCUGAUGAUGAAACACGAAAAAAUCAAGCAAAUCAAAUUCCAUUAAUUAUUACUCUUAUUUUUAUUCAAUUUAUUUUCUGUAGUAUUAUUCUUCAUCAUUUUUUGUAA
Adineta steineri is the source of this 825-nucleotide messenger RNA. Lineage: Eukaryota; Metazoa; Rotifera; Eurotatoria; Adinetida; Adinetidae. The record is from the annotation of a GenBank genome assembly.